AUGGACAAGGAGACAAGGAUCCUUAUCGUCGGUGCCGGUUGUUUCGGCACGUCUACGGCUUAUCACCUCUCGCAGCGCGGGUAUACUUCCAUUCGCGUUCUCGACCGAUACCCGCCCCCUUCGUGCGAGGCAGCCUCGACCGAUAUCUCGAAGGUCAUCCGGAGCGACUAUAAUGAGCCGCUGUAUGCGCGCUUGGGACUGGAGUCGAUUGAGGCGUGGCGCACAUGGCCUAUGUUCCAGGGGCUCUAUCAUGUCCCGGGGUGGAUCUUGAGCGCAGCUAACUUGUCUGUUCCCUUUGUCGAAGGAUCGAUUGAGACCUGUACGCGCCUCGGGGUUAAAGGGCUUGAGCGGCUAACGGUCGACACGAUUCGCUCGCGGUAUCCUGUUGUCAAGGGUCUCCUGGAUGGAUGGAAUAUCAAUGUCUGGAAUCCAACUGCUGGCUGGGCUGCUGCCGACAAGGCCAUGGAGCGCAUGGCAAGAGCAGCCCAGGAUAAUGGUGUAGAAUACAUAUCGGGCGAGACAAGGGGCUAUGUGAGGAAAUUAGUCCUGGAGGAGAACGGAGAGUGCAAGGGGGUGCUCACAGCCGACGGAGUACGACACGAGGCAGAUAUCGUGGUCAUUGCGGCUGGAGCGUGGGCGCCAUCGUUGCUCGACCUGCAAGAGCAGUUGACGGCCAAAGGGCAUGGUGUUGCUCAUAUCCAGCUCACGCCGGAAGAAACCGAGCAUUAUUCGUCGAUGCCCAUCAUGGACAAUCUUGAGUUGGGCUACUAUUUCCCUCCACAGGCGGACGGCGUCUUCAAACUGGCCCAUAGUCAGUUUAUCACCAACCGCAAGACUGACUCGAAUUCGCAAAUCACCACCUCCAUUCCGCACACUUUUGUACAAACCCCGUCGGAUGGGCUGCCGCUAGAAAUUGAGGCAACCAUGCGUCGAAAUCUCCGCCGAGUCCUGCCGGAGUUGGCAGAUCGGCCGUUUUGCUACACACGCCUUUGCUGGGAUGCGGAUACCGCUGAUAGACACUUUCUAGUCACCCCGCAUCCGAACCAUCGUCGGCUAUUCUUGGCCACUGGGGGAUCGGCCCACGGAUUCAAGUUUCUUCCUGUGGUCGGAAAGUAUGUCGCCGACUUAUUGGAAGGAAAACUUGAGGCAGACAUCAUGCAGAAGUGGUGCUGGCGUGCAGGGCAGCAUGUCGAGUCAAGUAAUUUAGCUCAUAUGGACCCCGAGCUAGAGCUGUCAGACUUGACAGGCUGGAAGGGCCGACAAGACCGGGAGAGGAGUAGCAUGUCAAAGCUAUAG
This is a messenger RNA of Penicillium chermesinum, 1296 nucleotides long. Its product is annotated as NAD(P)/FAD-dependent oxidoreductase. Gene Ontology annotation, molecular function: saccharopine oxidase activity; flavin adenine dinucleotide binding; sarcosine oxidase activity. The record is from RefSeq and is a predicted model, not a curated record. Bases 1 to 1296 code for a protein of 431 amino acids. Lineage: Eukaryota; Fungi; Ascomycota; Eurotiomycetes; Eurotiales; Aspergillaceae. The transcript has a single exon.